Rotaria sp. Silwood1 is the source of this 543-nucleotide messenger RNA. The record is from the annotation of a GenBank genome assembly. NCBI's taxonomy places the organism in Eukaryota, Metazoa, Rotifera, Eurotatoria, Philodinida, Philodinidae.
AUGUCGUCGUCAGCAGCUACUGAUCCUGUAUCUGAAAAUCCAACUUUAUGUUCAGUCGAUCAAUGUGAAACACCAUAUGAUGUUCAUUGUUUUCAUUGUCGUGCUAAUAUGUGUUCACAUCAUUAUUUUGAACAUAAACAACAACAAUUAGCUAAUGAAAAUGAUGAUGCUAUGGAUGAUCUUUUACAACUUGCAUCAUCAAAAUGUUUUUGUAUAAGUAAUGGUGGUUAUUCAACAUCAAAACAUCGUCGUUCAUUUUCAAAUCCAUUUGUAUCAUCUUCUUAUUUACUUAAAAAAAUGCGACAACAAGCUGCACGUCGACCUGAUAGUAUAAAACCAAUUUUAACAACAAAAACAACAGCUAUUAAAUUCUAUAAUUUAAGAAAACGACCUGGUAAACGUCAACGAAAAUUAGUUGCAACUAAAACAACAACAGUUACAACAACAACAGUCAAACUUUGUGGAACUGUUCUUAAAACUCGACUUCGAAAUAAUAAACUAUGUAAUCGAAAAUUGCCAUGUCCAUAUCAUACUGUGGAGUGA